Oldenlandia corymbosa var. corymbosa is the source of this 1906-nucleotide messenger RNA. Lineage: Eukaryota; Viridiplantae; Streptophyta; Magnoliopsida; Gentianales; Rubiaceae. The record is from the annotation of a GenBank genome assembly.
GGUAUAUUGAGUUUUGCCUGGAAAUCAAAAAAAAAAAAAAAAAUUUUCCUGAACCAUAAUCUUUUGGAAGAAAUCAAGAAAUUACCUAAAAUUCUGCAUGAGGCUCUUUUUUACCUCCAAGCACGACAGCGGCGGUGACCUCCAAACAAAUCGACGGCAAUGGAGGAAGAGCGAUUCGGCAGCGGAGGGAGGAAGAGCAAAUUGACAGCGGUCGAAGGAGAUUUGAGCGCCGCUUGGAUGAUUUUGGUAAUUGAAGGACAGCGCAACCUCCAAGCACACUGGCGCCAACCUCCAAACAAAUCCACGGCAAUGGAGGAACAGCAAUUCGACGGCAAGUCUGAUGGUUCACAGCAAGUUUAUAUUGACAGCAAGUCUUCUCACAUAAUACAGAGCGGGAAAAAAACACAUUGAAUAAAAUAAAAAGGGCGAAGAAAACAGGAGGAAGAGUACCAUAGGUCUUGAUUGGCGCUUCAAGCUCCAAAAAGUUUAGGCUGCUGAAGGAAAAUUUCACGAGAAUAGGUGCUGAGAGUGCAGAUCUCCACUUCCGAUAGCCGGAAAUCCUGCUUACCCAUCACUAAGGGUUUUGCUCAACAGCAAUUGAAAUGUUUAGAAUUAACAUCGGUGAAGGACUUUUUCAGAUGGACGUUUUACAUCUAAAUUUUUCGUUAAGCAGUAACAAUGGAAGAUUGUUCGAUCGAAAGCGCCGGAAAAGGUUAGUAGCCCUAUUUCGGCAUUUUUGGUAUCUAGAUCUGUAAUUUUAGAGAAAUUGUGCAAUCAAAAGAUUGUUCAAGUUGGUGAAACAUCUGGGCAUGGGAAUAAUUCCUCAACUGGCAAAAAAAGAGUUUGGCUGGGGUUAGCGAAAAUCUUAAUAAUUGGGGAAAUGUGGAUACUAAGAAUCAUCUUGGUUUAAAUAGGAAACUUGAAUAUAUUGAACCAAAAUCUGUCCAUAAGCAAUUGAUAGCCAAGAUUCAAAAGGACGAAAUCCAAGAAGCCGUCGAUUAUUGGCGGUCAUCGAUUAUAUGCUAUAUACUGGGUGCAAACCCACUCUUCUAUGUGGUCAAUGGCUACCUAAGGAGAUUAUGGGGCAAAUUAGGGUGGAUAAAGUUUUACUUCCUAAUAAUGGAGUCUAUGUAGUAAGAUUUACAUCAGUUUCGACUAAAGAAGAUAUCUUGAAGAGCUGUGUAUCACUUUAAUGGCCGUCCUUUAAUAGUAAAAAAUUGGGAUGUUGAGAAGAUGAUUCCCGUGUGGAUGCAAUUCCCUAAAUUGCAGCUCAGAUAUUGGACAUCAAGAAUACUAAGUCGAAUUGCAAGUCUGUUGGGCAAUCCCCUGGAGAUGGACGAGAUGACAACCAUGGGCAACAGAACAGGGUAUUCUCGAGUCUUAGCGGAGAUGAAGAUCAACGAGACAAUGCCAGAAGAAGUUUGGUUUGAUGAUGAGAAUGGUGUAGUUCAGCAACAAAAGGUCAAAUACGAAUGGAACCCAGUUAAGUGCUUGAAUUGCAAGGGGUAUGGACAUGAGUCCACUGUUUAUAGGAAGCCACAAGCAAAGGCUUGGAAAGGAAAGCGAGCGGAAGGGCAGACUGACAAGGAAAUACCAACCGAGGCAACAAUAAUGGCCAAAGGCGACCUAGAUCAAACUGAAAAGCAGCAGGAAUUCACUAAAACUGAGAACAGUCAGAAAAGGAAUAAUGUUGAUACGGACCAGUCUGAACAAGAUAUAACUGAAGGAAGUUUAGUAAUGCAAGAGAAGGUAUUAAAAAAGCCAAUGCAGGAAGCUGAAUGUCUUGAGAGAGUGAGAAUAGUCACCUGAUAGGGUGAAGAGGCAGAAGGGUCAAUUACCUUCCUAUCUUUAAGAUCCAGUUUUGAUUCAAUUAAUCAUAUAGUGUAUAAUUUAUUGUUUAAUCGGG